Molecule: messenger RNA, 1548 nt
Organism: Anarrhichthys ocellatus (wolf-eel)
Lineage: Eukaryota; Metazoa; Chordata; Actinopteri; Perciformes; Anarhichadidae
Gene: taldo1
Product: transaldolase 1
Exons: 8
Coding region: 93-1109 (338 amino acids)
Biological process (GO): pentose-phosphate shunt, non-oxidative branch; carbohydrate metabolic process; pentose-phosphate shunt
Cellular component (GO): intracellular anatomical structure; cytoplasm
Molecular function (GO): transaldolase activity
Source: RefSeq, a predicted model, not a curated record
UACUUUGCGCGCUCCCGUGUCUCUCUGACAUUCCGCGUGCUCUCACGUGCUGUCUGUGUAUAAAAAGGGUCCCCUGUCUGUCUGUCCUCAUCAUGUCCACUCUGUCACCAGACAAACGGAGGAAGAUGGAGUCCGCGCUGAACCAGCUGAAGAAGCACACCGUGGUGGUGGCAGACACCGGAGACUUUAACGCCAUCGAGGAGUACAAGCCUCAGGAUGCCACCACCAACCCGUCUCUCAUCCUGGCUGCUGCCAAGAUGCCGGCCUACCAGCACCUGGUAGACCAGGCCAUUAAAUACGGCAUCGCCAAAGGCGGAACUGAGGAGGAGCAGGUAGACAACACCAUGGACAAGCUGUUCGUGAGCUUCGGGCUAGAGAUCCUCAAGAAGGUCCCGGGCCGAGUCUCUACCGAGGUGGACGCCAGACUUUCUUUUGACAAAGAUGAGAUGGUUGCCAGGGCCCUGAGGCUCAUCGCUCUCUACGAAGAAGCUGGAAUCGGUAAGGAGCGAGUGCUCAUCAAGCUGUCGUCUACCUGGGAGGGGAUCCAGGCCGGCAGGGUGCUGGAGAAAGACCACGGUGUUCACUGCAACAUGACCUUGCUGUUCUCUUUCGCUCAGGCUGUGGCCUGCGCAGAAGCAAACGUGACUCUUAUAUCACCCUUCGUUGGCCGCAUCCUCGACUGGUACAAAGAGAGCACCGGCCGCGCAAGCUACGAACCACACGAAGACCCAGGUGUGCUGAGCGUGACCAAGAUUUACAACUACUACAAGAAGUUCGACUACAGCACCGUGGUGAUGGGCGCCUCCUUCAGGAACACGGGGCAGGUGAAAGCGCUGGCGGGCUGCGACCUGCUCACCAUCUCCCCCGGGCUGCUGGCGGAGCUCAGCCAGGACCACAGCGCCGUCCCCGAGAUGCUCAAAGCGGAGAAAGCCAAGGCUUGUGAUCUGGAGAAGAUCCACCUGGAUGAGAAGGACUACCGCUGGCAGCACAACGAGGACCGCAUGGCCGUGGAGAAGCUGUCCGACGGCAUCCGCAAGUUCGCUGCUGACGCCAUCAAGCUGGAGACCAUGAUCAAAGAGAAAAUGCUCAACGUGAAAAACGGCAAGUAAUGCACAGAUCUGGCGUCUCCGGCUGCAUCGACAGGAGGUAAAAGGAGUUAGCGGGCCGCUCUCUUGUCUCCAACCACCUGAGAGAAGGUCCAAAGCGCUGCAAGGCCCCCCCUCUCCUCAUCUGACCAAACUCCAGGGACCCCCGUCCUGACCGGAGGUCCUCUCUUAGACUGAGAUUAACUGUUUGUUUUUCUGACCAAACAUAAAUGGUGAUUGAUGCUUGUGUGGAUUUGCUGUAAAAUAGUUGUAUUUUUACUAGAAAUUUGACCAGAAAGGGACAAACUCUUGUAGAAGAAAUGAAGCGUGUAACAUCACGCGACUACUAGACCAUUUUUCGGGGGAUUGAGAGCCCGAGUUUGAUAAAUGACCAACAUCGUCCCCUCAUUCCUCAGAAGAUAAUCUUUUGCUUUUUCGGUGAAUAAAAAUCUCAGUCAUUGCA